This is a messenger RNA of Drosophila rhopaloa, 1109 nucleotides long. RefSeq lists its product as uncharacterized. Bases 13 to 1083 code for a protein of 356 amino acids. Lineage: Eukaryota; Metazoa; Arthropoda; Insecta; Diptera; Drosophilidae. The transcript has 2 exons. The record is from RefSeq and is a predicted model, not a curated record.
CGACCGACUGCAAUGGGAGAUAGAAGUUUCGGAAUGCGAAUCUGGACGAUUCAGCUAUUCAUCCUGCUUAGUGGAGUUCUACUCACCGUUCGAGCUGCUCCAGCGGAGGUAAAUGAAGAUGUGACCCAUCCACCGCCCGAUCAGCUGCAAACGGAGUCUCGUUCCCGCAAGGAGGAUGUCCUGGAUGUGGACGAGGACCUGGACGGACGAAAUGCCUAUAUCAACAAUCAGUUUGUGCCCAGCGAACCGGCUGAAGUGCUGGACGAGGAGCAGAACGCCCCGCUCUACGAGAUCCUCCAAAAGCAGAUGGAGCAGGUGUUGGCCUCGUCGGCACCCAGUGAUCCCGUCUACGAGCAGCGGGAAAAGCAGGAGCGCCGCGACCAGCAGCCACCCCAUCAACCGCCUUAUUUCGCCGGCGGAGAUCGAGAGGCUGAUCUGCAGGACGACUACGAAGACGAGGAGGAUCAGUCGGAUCCGGGCUAUCCGGUGGAUCCCGAGAAACCGGAUGCGGUGGCACCGACUCCAGAGGAUGAGGACCAAGGCGAGGCGGGCUACCAGGCACCACCGUUGACCCUUCCAAGCAGCACCACUCGCAGACCCCAGAGGCGUCGCAGCACAACCACCACAGCUCACCCGAAAACCACAAGACCCAGGACCUCUGCGCAGUUCAGGAUCACAGGCAGACCCUUCAACCAAACCAGCACCACUGAGCCACCACUACCACCUGUGAGCACGAACAGUCACCGGCCCAAAACUAGUUCCAGUCCCAGUACCAGUACCAAUGGCAAACCAAAUCCUCAUCAGGAACAUAGCCUGCCUAGCGAUCCGCAGGUCUACCAGCACAAGCGCCGCAUCAUUUUCAAGACCAUCUCAACGGGCUCCCAGUUCAUCAAUUCCCCCAUUGGCGACCUGAUGAUCAAGUUCUCCAUCGGAUUCGCCAAGCCAGCCACUCCGGGUGCGGUGAUCAGCCCCUCCAGCUCACCCACUUCCUCUAGUGAAGCCCUGCGAGCACUUUCCCAGAACUUGAUUCGCAACCUAGAACUGCAGAAGCUGAAGAGAACCAAUAAAGUUCAAAAAGAUUAAAUGAAUCAUACAAAUGUAGGACAAUA